Molecule: messenger RNA, 3079 nt
Organism: Ictalurus furcatus (blue catfish)
Lineage: Eukaryota; Metazoa; Chordata; Actinopteri; Siluriformes; Ictaluridae
Gene: mgarpa
Product: mitochondria localized glutamic acid rich protein a
Exons: 4
Coding region: 34-567 (177 amino acids)
Biological process (GO): anterograde axonal transport
Cellular component (GO): mitochondrion
Source: RefSeq, a predicted model, not a curated record
CGACCAGUGAUUGUUCCUUUCCAAAAUACUUUCAUGCGCUUCUCAUUUUCAGUCCGAAUGUUUCGAUUAAAAUACAGUGCAACAAACGACUCCCAUGUGCGAGUCGACUCUCAACGGUCGCAUAAAGGAAUCGGAUCAAAGAGCCGACUCGUCUACAGCUCUCACACCCUCUUUUUUCACUCUGGUUCAGUCCCACUUGAUCUGCCGUGGCUGGUCGUGUUUCCUCGCUGCAUUCCUUCUCCUUUUGCAUUUAAAAAAGAAAACGCCAUGUAUCUGUGCAGGGCGGCUUUGCAGAGGUUUUCUCCUCUGGCCAGACACUCCAUUACACAGCGUGCAAUCCUGUACAGAGACGUCGUUCCUCAGAGGCUCAUGUCAUCGGUUCCUGGCGGCUCGGGAGAGAACCUGAUUUACGUAGUACUCUGUGGCGGAGCCUUCGCUGCUGCUGGGGCUUACGUGUACAGGACGGUAUCUACAGACAGCGCUCGUUUUACUGACCGCGUCACAGAGAUCGAGGGACGGCCCAAGCCCGAGUGGAAGCCCAAAACAUGGCCGCCAAAUAAGGAUUAAUUAACCGGGGCAGUCGAGACGCCGCGCUUGUCGCCGUCGCGCUUUGGAUCCGUCUCUCUUCCCUCCACUACACUCCUUCUACUAACUCCUGAGAGUCCUGCUUUCUGUCCUGCUCUGUGAUCUCCCUCGCCUCGCCUCACCCGAAACCUCUGCCUCUCUUCUCGCUCUGUCUCGACUGACUUUAGAGCCAAUUAGAGCAAUUUUUUGAGUUUUUUGUCGGGAAGCCGUGUAAAAGUCACGCUUCCCCCUUUUUUUUUUUUUUUCAGAUUUAUUAAAAGCUGCAAAAGAAUAAAAGUGUCUCUGUGGUGUUGGACUUUUACAGACACACUGACAGCUGUGAAGCAACGCUACGGUUUAACCAGCUUACUGUUCCUGUCCUCUUUUCCUUCCUCAUGUCUCUUCUCACUUCUUGUUGCACCUUGCACCUUUUAUUUUCUCGUUUCUUUCCUUUUUUUUCUUUUGUUUUUUUUUGCUGCAUGCUAUCUAUUCCUGUCUGCUGUGUGUAGUAACUGGUUUUCAGUUUAACUAAUGGGUUUGUGAGAAGAUGAAGUGUGUAGAGCGCAUGAGGAGAGAGAGGUUCGGGGAAUUAAUCGGUUACAUGAGCAGCAUGUUUAGAUAUGCGAUAAACGUUAACUUGUAUACGUAUACGGUUGUGCCCAAAAGUUUGCGCACCCCUUGCGGAAUCUGCUAGAUCUUAAUACCGUUAACAGAAUAAGACGGAUCAUAAAAAUCCCAUGUUGUUGUUUAUUUAGCCCUGUCCUGAAUAAACUCUUUCACAUAACAGAUGUUUACAUACAGUCCGCAAGACUUGAUGAUAACCGAAUUUAUAAAAAUCGCCCCGUUCGAAAGUUCACACACGCAAGAUUCUCAAUACAAUUAGAGUCGGGGGGUGUAAACUUUUGAACAGGACGUGUGUGAUGUGUGUACACACGUGCGCGCAGACACCCAACACCGUUGUACCAGUUUAUUCAGUAUACCCAGUCUGUGUGUAGUGUGUACAUUAAUGGUGCGGUGCAAAAGUUUGCAUCCCCCAUAGAUUGUGGGUGAAUUGGUGGUGACUCGGUGGUUAUGGCUUUGGGCUACGCAUGAGUUCAAAUAUAACCACACCCAAGCUGCCACUGUUGGGUUCUUAAGCAAGGUUUGUUUUUUUUUUCUUUCUCUCCUCAAUUUUAAUUUUGUCCGGAAUUUACCUUCAAAUCCCCACCCACCAGCCAGCGCUCCUUCAUCACACGACAGAGCAGCGUAGCGUGACGCACUCGGAAAGCGCUGUCUGCCCUCUUUCUCUUAAACGAGCUCAUAGCACGCCCCUGAUUGGCUAGGGUUGGAAGGGAGUAUGUCCCUCCCAGUUUGUUUUUUCUCCUCACGGCUCCUGGGCACGGACGGCUGUGGCAUUAUCUGGAUUUGAGUUUGCCGUCUCCCGACGAUUUCUGUCGCACCACUCGUGAAUCCUUAAUCAAGACUCGAGCCAAGUGAUCGAAUAAAGUAAAAUAAGGUGAACGGAAUUUUUCAUUCAUAAUCCCUGCAAACUGUGCUCGAAUUUCAGCAAAUAAUUACAGGUCCAAGGUUUGUUACUGCAAAACAUUCCCUCACACAUUUGUCAAGCCAAUUUAUCUAUCAUUUGCACAGUAUGUCAAGGUACAUGUCUAUUAAAAUGGAUAAGGUAAGUUUCUUAUACGUGAAUGAGUAAGGGAAUGUACAGAAGCACAGCACAAUCAGUCUAAUUAGAAUAAAAUAAGUGUACAGUGUAAGUAAGUGGGAAGACAAUGAGUAAAUAAAGUAUUGCAGCGUGAUAAAGUGAGGUGUAAGGUGACUCUGGAGGUAGUAAUAUCUUAAUUAUAAAUCGUUAUAGGCUGAGAUACUAAUGUUAAGUGCAGGAAAAGAUAGAUAACAUUUAAAGUGAUACACUUUUUUAUGCCAAAUCCAGCAAGUCCAUAGAAGCUGGAAUGAAACCUGCUGAAUAAAAUGUAAAAGACAAAAUACAACUGAUCCAACGUCGAGGUGUUUGUGUAUUAAGAUCAGAAACUGAAGAUUCUGAAAUUAAUCUUAGGUGCUUAUCUACCUAAAAAUAAAAUGUCGCCGUACGGGAUUAAUAUCAUAUUAAAUUCAGAGGAUUUCCAAUAUUAAUGUUACAAUUCGGACGAUUUAAAAGACGGAGGUCAGAGGCAGUUUAUGAGCAGGUGCUUGAGUUAUUGCCGAAUAUUUAUAUCACAUUCGGAAAGGGGGUACAAACUUUUGAAAUGAUCCAAUUUUGUUUUUUCGUCCCAGUGUUAAUAUCUUAACAAUACACUAAUCGACCAUUCUGUCGCUGAAGGAGUCCGUAAAACCAGCUCCGAGUAAACGUCCCGAUGAUUGAGUGAUCGAUUUUAAAUGAAUUUGCCCAAAAGGGUGCACAAACUUUUGCGCUCAACUGUAAAUAUUUUCUAUCUGUAGUCCUUUAACAUGUUCGCUACUGACUGGAUGAAAUAUUCCCAUGUAACCAUGGAACUUGUUUCCCCUCCUCUGUCUCCCUGCA